AUGAAUGUAAAAGUACAAACGGUCGUCACAAAUGAGUACCAUUUCCAUAUUGGGCUCUCGUUCGAUAGCCAUCGUAGUUUCGAUCGCUGCCGUGCUCUUCUUGGCGCGAAAUUGUGUAGUUCAGGUGCGAGGGGAGCAUCUUCUAAGUCUGAAAGCGAUGCGCGAGAGAUCUCCACCUCUGUGUUAGUGGUGCUCUUUUCCGUGUUUAUUCUGUUUUACGCUGAAGAGGUGAACCAUAGAGGACGAUUGACAAAGGGGUGUUCCCUCGAACACAGCAUAUCUUAUCUAUCGGAUAUUCGGAACGGAGUUAGCAAGCAACCGUUUCCCCGCACUUUUUGA
Messenger RNA from Trichophyton rubrum CBS 118892, 339 nucleotides. RefSeq lists its product as uncharacterized. The transcript has a single exon. The record is from RefSeq and is a predicted model, not a curated record. The coding region runs from base 1 to 339 and encodes 112 amino acids. Lineage: Eukaryota; Fungi; Ascomycota; Eurotiomycetes; Onygenales; Arthrodermataceae.